AGAUACCUGAGACCCUUGCUUCGCAUCUGCCUCUGUCUGGGGUUUGCAGAAGAACCUUGCCCACUCCUCCUCAUUCCUAACGAGUGUAUAUAGUAAACUCUUUGAAAUGUGAGUAUUAUGGGAAGGAUCGCAGUUGCUUUAAAUUAUAGAAGUUGGCAAGUGCCUGGGAGAAGGAGUGGGAGGUUGUUUAAACUGAGAAAGACGGUUGCAGAACUUCGUACGACAGCAUGAGCUCGCGCUCCGCACACAUCCCUUACUUUCCUUCGAGACACUUCUCUGCAUUGUUGUGGAGCAGCUUGACUAAUAAGCAUAUUACUGCUCUGAAUAUUUUUAAUGCUUUCUAAAUUCAUGGGAGAAUCAAAGCAAGGAAGUCUCAUGUUUGAGGAGGACGUCUGAACCCAGCACUGCCCAGAAAAGAGCCCAAGAUGAUUGUCCUGCUCUACGUGACAAGUCUUGCCAUCUGCGCAAGUGGACAACCUCGGGGCAAUCAGGCUAAGGGAGAGAGCUACUCUCCAAGGUACAUCUGCAGCAUCCCUGGUUUACCUGGGCCCCCAGGUCCUCCAGGAGCAAAUGGUUCCCCUGGGCCUCAUGGUCGCAUUGGCCUUCCUGGAAGGGAUGGUAGAGAUGGCAGAAAAGGAGAGAAGGGGGAAAAGGGCACUGCAGGUCUAAGAGGUAAGACUGGACCCCUGGGCCUUGCUGGUGAGAAAGGAGACCAAGGAGAGACUGGGAAGAAAGGACCUAUAGGACCAGAGGGUGAGAAAGGAGAAGUUGGUCCAGCAGGGCCUCCUGGGCCAAAGGGAGACCGAGGAGAUCAAGGGGACCCAGGACUGCCUGGAGUAUGUAGAUGCGGAAGCAUUGUGCUCAAAUCUGCCUUUUCAGUUGGUAUCACAACCAGCUACCCAGAAGAAAGACUACCCAUCAUAUUUAACAAAGUCCUCUUCAAUGAGGGGGAGCACUACAACCCUGCAACGGGGAAGUUCAUUUGUGCUUUCCCAGGGAUCUAUUAUUUUUCUUACGAUAUCACGUUGGCCAAUAAGCACCUAGCAAUUGGGCUGGUGCACAAUGGGCAGUACCGAAUAAGGACCUUUGAUGCCAACACGGGGAACCACGAUGUGGCUUCGGGGUCCACAGUCAUCUACCUGCAGCCAGAAGAUGAGGUCUGGCUGGAGAUCUUCUUCAAUGACCAGAAUGGCCUCUUCUCGGAUCCAGGCUGGGCAGACAGCUUGUUCUCCGGGUUUCUCCUCUAUGUUGAUACAGAUUACCUGGAUUCUAUAUCAGAAGAUGAUGAGCUGUAAUCCAGACUGCAGGCCUGAAUAUUGCAACAUAAGUACCACAGUGGCUUACACUUGGAUCUAAUCUGGAGUGUUGGAAGGUGGAGCAAAUGAUACAGGGAUUCAGAAAAUGUUUUUGACAGAUGGCUCUGGCAGAGUUAUGAAACUAAGACAAAGCACCAACCAGUUGAAAUCACAACAAAAUGAAUGGCAUACAAUGACCCCAGACAUGGAUCCCAUGAAGUAAUGAUCCUAAAUAUUUAAGCAAAUUAAAGAUGAUGUUAACAAAUUUGAAUGCCCUUGGCAAUACAACCAGCUGGUAGUGACACUGCCUCAUUAAAUACUCAUAAAACCCCA
This is a messenger RNA of Grammomys surdaster, 1628 nucleotides long. RefSeq names its product C1q and TNF related 7 (gene C1qtnf7). NCBI's taxonomy places the organism in Eukaryota, Metazoa, Chordata, Mammalia, Rodentia, Muridae. The transcript has 3 exons. The record is from RefSeq and is a predicted model, not a curated record. Gene Ontology annotation, molecular function: protein binding. Bases 426 to 1295 code for a protein of 289 amino acids.